AUGUCCGAAAAUAAGCGACCGCGCCUUGAUUACCCUACCAUCGCUCCCAGCAUCAACGACCAGCCUGUGACCGAUGCCCCUGCCUCGUCUGAUCAUAGACGGCGCUCGAGCUCAAGCAAGACCGAGGGUAAACGCCGGUUCGCGUGUACAUACGCUGGCUGUGAUCGAGAUUAUUCACGGGCAGAGCACCUUUAUCGCCAUCAACUCAACCAUAACCCGAAAGAGAUCUACAAAUGCGACUAUCCCGGAUGUCAUCGGACUUUUGUACGCCAGGACCUCUGCAUUCGCCACCGCGAAAGGCACGAGGUGAGGGGGCCGAUGCCAAAAGCUCAUGACCCUCACCGAGAGCCUCUGUCUCCGCGCUCCUCGUUCAGUGAAGAGCCAGCGAUGAGCCCGACUUCUCCUCCUUUGAAUAUCUUUGCGACCCCGAAGCCGGGCCCAGAGAACCUCCAAUCGCCGCCCCAGAAGCCGUCAUCCUUCUCUGGCGAGCCAGCACUGAAGCCGACGGAUCUGCAAGCCAUCAUUCAACAGAACGCUCCCGAAACCAACGGGACGAGCGACCAGGCGACCUCACAAGCCUUCCACUCGGCCGCGCCGCUGCGGCAUGAUCUCAACGCUAUCCUUCAUCAUCCCGUACAGUCCAGGACCUUUUCUCAAACGGAUCUGUCCUCGGAUUCGUCCCUGACUGCCCGCGGACCGCAGGGUAUGCCUGACAACGUGUUCGAUAACCUCGAUCCCUCUAUCUUGAGCAAGACGCGGACACAUUCAAGCAGCUCUAGAAUUCCCACCACAACUGAUCCACAGAUGUCGGACCGGUCUUCGGCCACAUAUAACAUGCCUACUUUAGGGGAUCAGACGUUUAAUGACUCACCCGUUUCCGUCCGAGAUGAGUUUGCCGCUUGGCUCUUUGAAGAUGCGGGCGGCUUCCAUACUGCUCCGUUCUCAAUGGGUGCGCAAGGGGGCAUUGGGUUCGCCAACGGUGCCGAGAUAUUUGGCAGUGCGAUGUAUUCCAACUACUUUGCCGACCCUGCCCUGGACAAUUCCUACCCUGGUCUCAGUCAACAGCGGCCAGUGGAAGCAACGAGCAAGGUACCCGAGUCCUCGGUUGAUAGCAAUAUUCUUUCACAUGCGAAGCGCGCGUCCUUGAUCAGCUUGAUGGAGCGCUUCCAUGAAGGUGACAAUCCGUUGGUCCGACAGCUCAGGGAAGAGAUCUUCCAAGGCAACCCGGACGCGGAAGAGCAUGUUCUCAGCAUCCGAUCUAUGCAACACUACAUCGGCUCUUACUGGUAUCAUUUCCACGCCCAAAUGCCCAUCCUACAUCAGCCCACGUUUUCCGCCGACGACACCCACGAAUAUCUCCUCCUCGCGGUAAUGGCUAUCGGAGCCGCGUUUCUCAACAAAGCCCAUGGACGAGCAGUGACGGACGCUGCCGCUCGGUUCGCCACCUUUAUCGCUUGGCAUUUGCGCUGGCAAGUUUUUAUGCAUAGUGAUUUCCAUCCUCCGGCAAAGUUGUGGAUUUUUCAAACGCUCUUGUUGCUGGAGGUGUACGAGAAAAUGAACGCGACGAGAAUGCUGCAUGAGCGAGCCCACAUUCAUUAUGCCACCACCAUAAACCUAAUGCGACGAGGAACGGCUCUGAUCGAGACGGCGAACCAGGAUUCCUCUCGGGUGCCUUCUUCCCCAGAAGAAUGGUGGGGUCGCUGGAUCACAGCAGAAGCCACUCGUCGUGCAGCGUACGCCGCCUUUUACCUGGACGCACUUCACGCGGCCAUGUUCGGUCACGCAGCGAUGAUGGUGGUCCAUGAAAUACGACUCCCUCUCCCGUGCGAUGAUGCCCUGUGGUCGGCCACUUCCGCCGCCGAAGUUGGACGAGUUGAAGCCAGUCUGCACGCCAACGGGAUCAAACCUACCACGUUUUUGGACGGGUUGAAAAAGACUCUGACGGGCCGGAAAGUUCGGACGAACAACUUUGGCAGGAUGAUCCUUAUGGCGGGUCUCCUGUCUGUUUCGUGGCACAUGAACCAACGCGAUCUCCAGGUGUCCAGCCUCGGGGUAUCUCAGACCAUGGGCGUGCCAGACGGCUGGAGGACGCCGCUGACGAAGGCUUUUGACUUCUGGAAGAAAGACUUCGAUGAGAGCCUGGAACACAUGCGGAGGGCCACACUCCCUUGGCAAAAGAAUGACAGUGUGUCGGGUCAAGAUGACAUGGCACAGACGGCGGAGAUACUCCACCACCUGAGUCAUAUGGCCAUGCACACGGACGUCAUGGACUGCCAGAUAUUUGCGGGCAUCAAGCGACUCUUCGGCAGGGUGGUGACCAAUGCUGAUUACGAGAGGGUCAAAUGCAAGCUCUUCGACUGGGCGAAGGGCCCGAGUGCAAGGGUUGCCGUCUACCAUGCUUUGCAGCUGCUCAGGUCGGUGAUUCUGCCGGGCAAAGGGGGUUCGAGAAAGCUGUACAACGCCCGCGACGACUAUCUGAUGAUGAGACCGUGGAUCCUGUACUUUGCCGCCCUCGUGGUCUGGUCAUACGGGUUUGCUCUCGAUGGAGUGCUGCGGCCCUUUCCCAGUCUUUUGCAACCCGACUCCUCGCCGGGCGCUGCUUCGGCCCGGUCCCACGGUUCCAACCAGUCCACGUUGCUGAAUAUGGCGCAUGAUGGCAGCGAGUUCCAGGUGGAAGCUGUGGUCAAGGACGCGCACGCUUUCCUGCAGACGGUCGGAGCGGUAAGAUCACCGCAACAGCUCGAGUCGAUCAAGGAUGGUCGGAACAAUGUCGUGGGUGUGUUGGCGAUCUUGGAGACGGCCUUUCGCGAUUCGAGAUGGGAAUUGUUGCACGAGGCGGCCGAUCUUCUUCGCAACGCUAUUGUCCUGCUUCGUGGUGCGAGUCGUCCAUGA
Molecule: messenger RNA, 2892 nt
Organism: Fonsecaea multimorphosa CBS 102226
Lineage: Eukaryota; Fungi; Ascomycota; Eurotiomycetes; Chaetothyriales; Herpotrichiellaceae
Exons: 2
Coding region: 1-2892 (963 amino acids)
Biological process (GO): regulation of transcription by RNA polymerase II; DNA-templated transcription
Cellular component (GO): chromatin
Molecular function (GO): RNA polymerase II cis-regulatory region sequence-specific DNA binding; DNA-binding transcription factor activity, RNA polymerase II-specific; zinc ion binding
Source: RefSeq, a predicted model, not a curated record